Stegastes partitus (bicolor damselfish) is the source of this 2092-nucleotide messenger RNA. It is a transcript of the gene fggy, whose product is annotated as FGGY carbohydrate kinase domain containing. The transcript has 16 exons. Gene Ontology annotation, cellular component: cytoplasm. Gene Ontology annotation, molecular function: D-ribulokinase activity. Lineage: Eukaryota; Metazoa; Chordata; Actinopteri; Pomacentridae. Gene Ontology annotation, biological process: carbohydrate phosphorylation; pentose metabolic process. The coding region runs from base 49 to 1704 and encodes 551 amino acids. The record is from RefSeq and is a predicted model, not a curated record.
CGUUCCGUCCCAACCACCGUCUCCAACUCUCUCAAAGUACCGCUGCUCAUGGCAGCAGAGCGCUUCUACGUCGGGGUGGAUGUGGGCACCGCCAGCGUCCGAGCCGCGCUGGUCACCAGGGACGGCCGGCUCAGGAGCACCGCGGAGGAGCCCAUCAGCAUCUGGGAGCCCCAGGCCGACCACUAUGUCCAGUCCUCCGCCGAGAUCUGGGACAAAUGCUGCACGGUGGUCAAGAAAGUUACUGACGGUGUGAAGAGGAGCCAGGUCCGGGGGAUCGGCUUUGAUGCCACCUGCUCUCUCGUGGUUUUGGACCAAAGCUUCCAGCCUGUGCCAGUCAGCCAGGAUGGUGACGCCCAAAGGAACGUGGUGAUGUGGAUGGACCAUCGCGCUGCAGAACAGGCCGCUCGCAUAACAAACACCGGCCACCGGGUCCUGAGCCGGGUGGGAGGGGUCAUGUCACCAGAGAUGCAACCCCCAAAGCUGCUGUGGCUCAAAGAGAAUCUGAAGGAACGCUGUUGGAACAAAGCCGCUCACUUUUUUGAUCUGCCAGAUUUCUUGUCUUGGAAGGCAACGGGCUCUUUGACGAGGUCUUUAUGUACUCUGGUGUGUAAGUGGACGUACUGCCCUCCAGAAGGAUGGGAUGCCAGCUUUUGGACGGGCAUUGGACUGGAGGACCUUCUGGAAAAUCACUUUUCCAAAAUAGGCUGUGUGUCGUGUUCUCCUGGAAGCCCGCUGGGAGACGGACUCACCCCGGAGGCAGCAGCAGAUUUGGGUUUGGACCCGGGAACUGCAGUUGGUGCUUCUCUCAUCGACGCUCAUGCUGGAGGUUUAGGUGUGAUAGGUGCCGAUGUGGCUGGUUUUCAGUUGCCCUGCGAGGACCGGCCGAUCACCUCACGCAUGGCGAUGAUCUGUGGAACGUCAACUUGCCACAUGGCGAUCAGCGAGCAGCCUCUGUUCGUACCAGGAGUGUGGGGACCCUGCCUGUCGGCCAUGGUGCCCGACAUGUGGCUCAACGAGGGCGGGCAGAGCGCUACAGGAAGGCUGAUCGACCACGUGGUGAAAGGCCACGCCGCCUACGACCAGCUCCAGGAACAGGCCCGGCAGAGAUUGCCUUUUACAGGCGAGAACAUCUACAGCUACCUGAACAGCCACCUGACUUCCAUGGCUGACUCCCAGUCUGCCGUCGAUCUGCUGGGAUCCAGUCUUCACGUUUGGCCGGACUUCCACGGAAACAGGUCGCCGCUGGCAGAUCCCACUUUGAAGGGCAUGGUGAUCGGACUGUCUCUGUCCCAGACCCUGGAUGACUUGGCUCUGCUCUAUUUGGCCACGAUUCAAGCCCUCGCCCUCGGUACGCUCCACAUUCUGGAGGCCAUGAAAGAAGCAGGACAUGACAUCAGAACCCUCUUCCUGUGCGGAGGGCUGAGCAAAAACUCGCUGUUUGUGCAGAUUCACGCCAACGCUACAGGGUUGCCUGUAGUGCUGCCAGACCAGAUGGAGGCUGUGUUAGUGGGAGCAGCGGUCCUGGGCGCCUGUGCAUCACAGGACUACGGCAAUAUAGAGGAGGCGAUGGGGAAAAUGGCAAAAGUGGGGAAAGUUGUUCAGCCUGACCGCGAAGUCCAGAGCUUCUACGAGAGAAAGUACAAAGUGUUCCUGCAGCUGGUCUCCCACCAGAGGGAGUACCAGGCCCUCAUGAAGCACAGAUGACGGAGGCGGUGGGAGGAGGCCGAGCUGGAAGAAGUGACUCUCUGUGACGUAACGGUGAAGAUGCUGGAAAUGAGAGCAGACGUCUUCACCUGUGCUGCUUGUCUGGACACGAAUCAUGUUCCAGAUGUGUGUUUUUUUUUAAUUAAUUCUCUCAACAACCCAAAGGAAAACAGUCUUCUGAUUUUGAGCUACCUGUCAGAGGGUUGGUUCUACAUAUAUUGUUUAGAUCAAAUCAACAGGAUUUUAGAUGACUGUGGAUGAGACCUGUUGGUUGCUUCACGCUGAGCAGCAGCUGACAGCGUUUGACUCGCCAGUGGCUCCGGAGUCAAACGCCAUCAUGCACCGUCAUCUUCGAAUGCAUUCCCAAUAAAUAUUUCAAACGAUAAAA